Messenger RNA from Coregonus clupeaformis (lake whitefish), 3022 nucleotides. RefSeq names its product aspartyl-tRNA synthetase 2, mitochondrial (gene dars2). The coding region runs from base 523 to 2517 and encodes 664 amino acids. NCBI's taxonomy places the organism in Eukaryota, Metazoa, Chordata, Actinopteri, Salmoniformes, Salmonidae. The record is from RefSeq and is a predicted model, not a curated record. The transcript is spliced from 17 exons. Gene Ontology annotation, cellular component: cytoplasm; mitochondrion. Gene Ontology annotation, molecular function: nucleic acid binding; ATP binding; aspartate-tRNA ligase activity. Gene Ontology annotation, biological process: aspartyl-tRNA aminoacylation.
UACACUUGAAGAUUCAAAGGCUGUUCAAUAUAUUGUAUCUAUCUACAAAGAUUGUAAUCGAUCCUUUCGUAGUUUGACUACUUUGGUCAGAAAUAGAACGCUCCUUCCCCGUCAUGUGUUACACAAAUUGAGCACAAAAUCACUAAUCUGUAAGCACAACGGAUGGACACACUACAAGUAACAAACUGUCGAUACCAAGUACAUCCAUACUUAUUCAGACUUGUGCUUCCUACUUCAGCCUGAACGUGGACGAGGCAUGGAAGGAAUUAGAGGACGCUGGUGCAGCGAGUUUUAGCUACCUAACGCCGUCGUUUGGACCAUAUCGACAUGAUGCAACUAAAGUUAAAUUUUUCACAUCAAGAUUGCCAGUCGCUUUGAUCGGGCAUAAAUCGUAUGAGGUUUAUGUAGCUAGCACCCAUAUACAACAAGCAGCCAGCUUGCAAUACAUAUCUUUACAAGGUUAGAUAAUAGCUAAGAGCUGGUUAGUUAGCUACAGUACUGUUAGCUAGCAAGCUAUCUGAAAUGGCCAAUAAAAGCAGAGCAUUGGCACAGAGGAUGCUUCUCCUCUGUAGACAGGAGACCAAGGCAUAUUCACUAUGGCGAAGGACAACAAUUCCGAUUGCAUGCCAAGGACAUCUGAUCAAACCCAGCAUUAUGCAUUUGAGAUUUUCUCUCAAUGUCAACAAACACUCAACGUGCACAACAGGUUCUAGCAGCUUGUCCCUUCGGAGUCACACUUGUGGGGAACUACGGCCUGCUGAUGUAGGAGAUGAAGUCACUCUGUGUGGCUGGGUUCAAUACCUGAGACAGGAUUUAUUUCUUAUCAUGAGAGAUUUCAGUGGCUUGGCACAAAUUCUUAUCCCUCAAGACGAGGCCAAACUUAAUCUGAAAACAGCCUUGUGUGAUUUACCACCUGAAUCAGUAAUCAAGGUGAAAGGCACAGUCAGGCUUCGACCAGAUGGACAAGAUAACAAGGAGAUGCCCACAGGAGAGAUUGAGGUUCUUGCAGAGAGUGUGGAGAUUCUAAAUGUCUGCCGUAAGCUGCCCUUUGAAAUCAAAGAUUUUGUGAAAAAAUCUGAAUCCCUUCGGAUGCAGUAUCGCUAUCUGGACCUUCGUUCGUCACAAAUGCAGUAUAACUUGAGGCUGAGGUCCCAGCUAGUGAUGAAGAUGAGAGAGUACCUCUGCAAUGUGCAUGGGUUUGUGGAUGUUGAAACUCCCACCUUAUUUAAGAGGACUCCAGGGGGUGCAAAGGAGUUUGUGGUGCCUUCAAGAGAACCUGGUCGAUUUUACUCCCUGCCUCAGAGUCCUCAGCAGUUUAAACAGCUUCUCAUGGUGGCUGGCAUCGACAGGUACUUUCAAGUGGCCCGGUGCUACAGAGAUGAAGGUUCCAAACCAGACAGACAGCCAGAAUUUACCCAGGUGGACAUUGAGAUGUCCUUUGUGGAUCAAGCUGGAAUCCGAGGGUUGAUUGAGGGCUUGGUCCAGUACUCCUGGCCCGUGGAGAAAGAUCCUGUCUCCACACCCUUCCCCUGCAUGACGUAUGAAAAAGCAAUGAAGGACUAUGGAGUGGACAAGCCAGACACACGAUUCGCCAUGAAGCUCAUGGACAUCAGUAAAACAUUCCACAACACAGAAAUAGAGUUCCUUAAAGACGCCCUCAACCAACCAGGAGGCUGUAUCCAGGCAAUAUGUGUCCCGGAUGGAGCAAAACAUUUGAAGAGCAAAGAUCACGAAUCCCUGAAACAAACUGCCAGGACCCAGUUCGGCCAGGAAGUGAGUGUAGUUUUGGUGAAGGCAGAUGGUGCAUUGAAGUCUCCCCUCAACCGACUCAUGCCUGCCUCAGCUAAACAGCAGCUGCUCCAGAUGGCACAGGCCAGACCUGGGGACCUGCUGCUCAUCUCUGCUGGGACGCAGGAAUGUGUGCGCCCUUUGUUGGGCAAGUUGAGGCUUCAGUGUGCUGAACUCCUAGAGGGCUCCGGUGUGGCUGUUCGAGACCCCUCAGCGUUUCACUUUCUGUGGGUGGUAGACUUCCCACUGUUCCUGCCAAAAGAAGAGGACCCUGAUCAGCUUGAGUCAGCCCACCAUCCUUUCACUGCACCUCUCCUUGAGGAUACUCAUCUCCUGUAUUCACAGCCUCACAAGGUACGUGGCCAGCAUUAUGACCUGGUCCUGAACGGGUGUGAGGUUGGAGGAGGAUCCAUUCGUAUUCACAAGGCCUCUGAUCAGCAGCAUGUGUUGGAGACGAUCCUCAAGGAGGAUCCAUCUCUCCUUUCUCACCUGUUAGAGGCACUGGACUCUGGGGCUCCCCCUCAUGGUGGGAUUGCAUUGGGUUUGGACCGCCUUCUGUCUAUUAUCGUCGGAGCCCCCAGCAUCAGAGACGUGAUUGCCUUCCCCAAAUCAUUCAGGGGCCAUGACCUGAUGAGUCGUGCUCCAGAUUUCGUCUCUGAAGACGAGCUGAAACCCUACCACAUCUCUGUCAACUGGCCAGCAGGAGGCGAAGGGAACCAGGAGAAAUAGACAUUGCUGCUGCUGCUACACCUUUGUCCUGAAGCUGAGACUCUGACUCAUAUUACAGAUGGAUUUACAUUGAGGAGAUGCAGGACGACAUAGUACCGUGACAUAUAUGCGAUUCUCCUGCUGACAUGCUGUCACUUUAGGUUUGCUCGCAUCGGUAUAAAUUCUGUGUCGGCCGAGUGGGGAAAGACUGUGGUUUCGGAGUUGGUAUUCUCAUUCCCGCGUCUCUGCAACUUAAACCCAGUUUACACCUUUGUCCUGAAGCUCAAACUCUGACUCGCAUAUUGAUGUUUCCACUUGGCUCCAGUUUCCGGUUGAAGUCUUUUCCAGUUGGCUCCAUUUCUCAAGUUGCACUUUUUUGCCAGUUUGUAGUUGUCCUCAGGGGAUGCUCCUCUGCUAGCCAAAAUAUAGUCAGUAUCGAUGUGAGACUGUCCUGAAAGUGACAUAAUAUAUGUACACUGUAGACAGGAGACACUGUCACAAAUAAAUUGUCAUGUUUUUUUUCUUA